This is a messenger RNA of Jatropha curcas, 1245 nucleotides long. Its product is annotated as coiled-coil protein. NCBI's taxonomy places the organism in Eukaryota, Viridiplantae, Streptophyta, Magnoliopsida, Malpighiales, Euphorbiaceae. The record is from RefSeq and is a predicted model, not a curated record.
ACACGUGAGUCCAUUUCUCUCUAGACCCCGUAGCCUUGCCGACUCGAGGGCGAGGAGGGCUGAAAUAUAUAAUCGUCGGAGACAGAAACAGCAGCAAAAGAAAGACAAAAACCAAAAGGAUUCUGAACAAAGUGAAUGAAUAUGGAGAAAACGGUACGGAAAGAAGCAAUGGAAAGCAUUACACAGAGGCUCUCGGCAAUGGAAAAUCUCUACUUCCCUCGUGCUCUUCAAUCCACCGCCACUGAUCCCUCCAACCGCAAGUCUCUCCUCCUCGACCUCCUCGACCGUGACGCCGCUGUUUUUCUAGAGCGAUAUGGAACGCAAUUGACUUGUGAAGAGCUUGGGGAAUUUGAUAUGUUAAACAAUGACUAUGAGAUAAAUUGGCAUCUCAAGAAUCUAAGAAGCAAAGCUAGUCCAACUUCUGAGGAGUUGAGGUCAAGGUCAGUGAAGGUUAAAAACAGGAGACUGGCUUACUUGAAUAAAUUGAUUCAUGAUGGGAAUUACUUCUCUGAGGAUGCAAUGAGGGAAAGAGAGCCAUAUUUGCAUCAUGAGUUUGUUGGGAAGUUUCAGGAUCAGAGUGCUAGGCGUAUGGCUAGGCCAGGAGAGCGGUGGUCAGAGACGUUGAUGAGGCGGUCUGAGGAAGCUAUUUUGGUUUCUAAGAUUAGAGCAGAGCAGCAGAGGUUGGGUGUGGCUGAGAGGGAUUGGAUUGGUAAUGAAACAAACCAACAAGAAGAGGAGGAGGAGGAAGAAGAAGAAGAAGAAGAAGAGGAAGAAGAGGAUGAGGAGAAUGAAGAAGCAAAGAAGGCUCCUAAUAGUGCACUAUCCUCUGAGAUGUUGGAGGAUAGCAAUGAUGCCCAAUCGAGCAGGGAGCUACAGAAUGAGGGAGCAACUUUGUCACUAGAAGAGAAAGAAGAUAUGAUGAAUCAAUUUACAUAUAUUAUGCACCAAAAGUUUCUUACUGGGGAAGACGAUCAACACUUGGAUUACUCAAAAAUAGACGAAGAUGAGACCUUGGAUGAUCACUGGCUUAGAGAAGCCAGCCAUGACGCUGAAGAUAAGUAUUUUGCCGAAGAUGAGGAUGAUUAUGAUGAUCAGGUACAGCUGCAUUGACUGUCUGCGACCCUUUCAUAACAUGUAGACUUUGUAUGUAGAAUUUCGCUUUUGUAGUUUGUACUUUGUACUUUGUAUGUAUGCACCCAUCCAUCUUUCCUUCUGAAGUAAAUGAUCUGAAUCAUGUUUUUAAUU